GCUCUGCCAUAGGCGGCGCAGGAGGACGGGGCGCGGCGGGGGACACGGCGGCCGCCGCGGGGCUCCAUCGAGCAACGGCGGCGGCGGCGGCGGCGGCGGCGGCCGCAGCGGCAGUGGCAGCGGCUACGGGUCCUCCUCCUUCCUCCUUCACCCUCCUGCUCCUCUUCUUCCUCUUGCUUUCCUUUCCGGCCGAGUCUCGUUGACUUCCCCUAGUGGCGACUUGGAUCUUACGCAGCGGCAUGAUUUCCCGGCACCACAGGGAAAACAGGGUGCAAGCCCAGAAACUAUCUCCCCACCACCACUUGUUGAAAAACUGAUUUUUUUCAAGGCCUGUCCGGGGUUUGACCACACGGAAAGUUGGCCGGGAUUUGCAGGCAGGAGUCUCCUCGCUUUUAAGGAUCAAGACGAAAAAAUUAAAAUAAUAAUAAUAAAUAAAGCUGGAAACGAAUCCGAACCUUAAUCAAGGUCACAAUGGAGCGAUUUGUAGUGACAGCGCCACCUGCUCGCAACCGGUCUAAGACUGCUUUGUAUGUGACUCCCCUGGACCGAGUCACUGAAUUUGGAGGUGAGUUGCAUGAAGAUGGAGGAAAACUCUUCUGCACUUCUUGCAACGUGGUUCUGAAUCAUGUUCGCAAGUCUGCCAUCAGUGACCACCUCAAGUCAAAGACUCAUACCAAGAGGAAGGCAGAAUUUGAAGAGCAGAAUGUGAGAAAGAAGCAGAGGCCCCUAACUGCAUCCCUGCAGUGCAACAGUACUGCACAAACAGAGAAAGUCAGUGUUAUCCAGGACUUUGUGAAAAUGUGUCUGGAAGCCAACAUCCCACUUGAGAAGGCUGACCAUCCAGCUGUCCGCGCUUUCCUGUCUCGACACGUGAAGAACGGAGGCUCCAUACCCAAGUCAGACCAGCUGAGGAGAGCGUAUCUGCCUGAUGGGUAUGAAAAUGAGAAUCAGCUCCUCAACUCACAAGAUUGUUGACAAGGAGGUCACCACCAUUGUGAUCAAGUUAAAUGAUGUGGAGUAUUAAAGUUGUGUUGAUUGUGUGGUUCAUUUUUAUAUUUAUUACAUUUAAAAUCAUGUAUGCGGAUUUUGCUAUGUGUAUAUAUAGUUGCAGGCAAAAACAACGGAACCAAACCUCACUGCAAAACUUGUUCAUUUUAGUCACCAAUGGUGUAAUGCAAAGUUUAGGGGUUAGAGUGUUGUAGGAUACCAGAAACAUGAUGGUUAUCUUUAAAAUGGUUGGGUUAUUUCCUGAAAUGUUUGCGCAUGGAAGAAUGGCCUGGGUCUUUAUUUCCUCCCAUCCCGCCCCCAUUUUAAACACCUGUUGCCAUGUAUGAUUAUUCUUUGUGAGAUUACUUACUUGGUUUAAAGACUUAACUUUGGAAAUUGAAGCUGCUACCAGGCAAUACCACUCACAAUAACUUAAAGGAAUUAUUUCUGGUUAGAGGAUCCUCUUCAAAAAGGAAGAGAUGGUGGAAAAGUAUUUUAUCUUUCAAUCCUUAGCAGAAAAUGACUGUUUAUUUCAAACUCUGAUCUACUUAUGUACGACAUGCUUACUUUAACCUUCAGAUCUUUACUUUUCCCGCUUUCCCUUUUUUAAAAGCUUACUGAAUUGUAUUUACUAUUAGCUUUAAGUGACCAAAAGACUAAAAUAUUUCUUUUAAUGUCAGUGCCAAAGCCUUGGGGGAUUUUGCAGUGACAUGAUUUUAGUCUCUUAACUAUAAGCCCAAAGUUUUGAACACUGGCUUUCACUUCCAAGCUGCUUCUUGAAUUUGCAAGCUUUUUCAUUUUUCUUUUUAUACAAUGUCUUACUGUAUUAAGACUUAAAGAUGGCAUUUUAAACAGGUAGACAUUUUAAGAUUGAGUUUUCUGUGUUUACAGAAAAUUCAUAAUACAUGUUGACUCAGAUCAGAUAAUAAGGAGAUUCCUCCUCCAUUACUAUAUGAUUUUAUUAAAUAUAAGUAAGAAGCAAGUUCACUUUUACUUUUAUGUGCUUUGCGUCUGGUGGUACAUGGUUUUUAAUGGUAGCUAGUAAAAAAUUGUCUAGAAUUACUGGCAAGAUUUUUUGUAGUGGAGAUCUAGCAGUAUCCUGCAUAACUGAGUAAAGAGAUAGUUCUCAUAAAGGUCAACCAUGUUCAGGAAAUUAUCUUUCUGAACUUUAUAAAUCAAUAGCCCUGUUAUAUCCUCUUACAUCGGAGACUCAAAAAAAAUUUUUUUUUCUUAAUUAAGCAACUGAAAACAAACUAGAGCUUUAAAAAAAAAGUCAAAUUUCUUUGAAAAUAUCUAAAUUAAAAAAAAAAGUUUACAAAACAUUUCUAUCACCAGGCAUUGACAGAAAUGUCCUGACUUGUUUUCAUUAAAAAAAAAAAAAAAUUAUAAGCCAAAGUAUAAUAGAAAAAAGUUAAAUUUUUAUGUCUUAAGUUUCAUUUGCUAACUUAAAUUCCUAGGUCCUAUUGUCAAAGUGCCCAUCUGGUUUCAGAUUUUAUAUAUAGGUGUUUAGUUUUAAACCAAACACCAAAAAAGUCACUUGUUAAAAUUUGAACUUACUGUUUGUCUCAUGCUCAGUUAUAUUAGCAUAGCACAAUAAAUAGGUUUAGUGCUAUGCAUGAAUGAAGCACAUGAGCAAAGCAGCAUAACCAAAAUAUUCUUUGCUUUUAUCUCACCUAGUAGACAAUAUGCAAACGCCCAUGUUUAACUUGAAUGAUGUAAGAAAGUAGAUGUAAGGAGCUAGAAAAAUAAUCGAAUGCUUUUAUAAUGCUACUUUCAGAAUGCAAAAAGGUGGUAUAAGCUUUUUUCAGAAUUCCAUGUAAUUAUUCGGAAUGCUCCCUUUUGUUUGGAUAUUAAUUUGCACUAACAGCAACAAAAGUGGGAGAAUACCCUUGAGUAAUCCUACGAAGUAAAUUACACAAAAACACCUAUAACUCACAUGUAAGUAUUACCGAGUGGAUAGUCACUUAGGAUCCAUUAUCCGGGCAUACUUCUCCUGGCUCCUCCUUUUCAUAUACACUAUUUUUCGGGAUAUACUCAAAUCUGUUAGGAUUGUAGGAUUUCCUUAGAAGUGUUUUCAUCCUGUUAAGAGAAUGAAGGUUUCUUCACUGAUUAUGAGUCUUUGCUUCCAGAAACUGGUUAACUUAGUUUCAGUUAGAUAAAUGAGGUAGAAUAAUUGUUUUUAGCCUGCUAAAACUGGUACAAAUCCGUGAAACCAUGGUUGGCACAUGUUAGAUAAGAAAUGGAAACGUCUAAGAGGCAUACGCGGCUGUGGAAGUGUAGUGGACGUGUACAGAAGCUUUCAAUCUCAGUCUACAUAGUGUUAGUGUGAUGCUAUACUGUUGAAACAACAGCAUUUUUUUUCUACUUCCUAAGUUGUGUAGACAUAAGAUUUGUAAUAUUUCAUUUAUAAACUGCCUUUUAAACACCUGCAUACCUGUUAAUAGUGUUUUCUUGAAGUAUAGUAGUAAGUCUUCCAGAAUUUCACUAAAUGUUUAGGGUAAAUAGAUCCUAGCUUGUUGAAAUGUUAAAUUCCUUGUUGUUUUUUGUUGUUGUUGGUUUUUGUUUGUCUUUUGUUUUGUUUUUGAUCCUAUGGGGCAAAUAGCAAAGCCAGAAGGAGAUUGUAAUAAUUUCUUACAGGGUGAAAUUUUAGAAAGAUUGUGUAUGAGAGCAUAUAUAGUUAUUAUCAUCUUUUUAAGACUUUUUUUUUUUUUAAUGCUACUUCGAGUUGGCACAUUUAGCCAUAUUGAAUUUUCUGGGACCAGAAAACUAAAGUGUAAGAAAAAAAUAUAUCUUGUGAUUAUAACCAAUUAAGUAUCAACUUGAUACUGUUCUGUAGUAUUAAUUGCUUAAAAACUUGUAAUAACUGGCAAGCUCUCCCAGCAGAAAGUUCUGUGUUAAAAUUUGCCUAAAAGUUUUUGUAUCUGAAUGUUAAUGGAAAACACAUAUAAAUGAAAUAAAGUUUAAGAUGGCCUAAAACAAAGGUCACAGACAAUUCAUUUUGGCGUUUAGUUUUUGUAAGUGCUCUCUGGUUUGAUUUACCCUGUCAUUAAGCGAAUACAAAUCACCUAAUUGAGUAGAUUUAUUCUUUAAUUUCAUUAAAGGUAGUAACCUAAAAUAAAACGCUUUGUUUAUCUGGUCAGCACUGAUUAAAAUGUGAAUAGUCAGGUGGCUAUCCUAAAUCUUGGUUUAUCUCAAUCCAUACCAUCAUAGCUCUGUAAUAUAAAUAAAAUUUUCUGGUGGUGGUAUUCUUGUAUCCUGAAUACUGUACUCAUUAGAAUUUUGCUAUGUUCAUUUCUGUAUUUCCAUUUUUUUUUCUGCUCAUGCAUGUAUACUUAGUAUUAAGUUUCCCAUUUAAAGUUCUGUCUCUAGGUCUUAGAAAUAAACUUCAAAACAAUUGUUUAAGACAUUA
Molecule: messenger RNA, 4396 nt
Organism: Erinaceus europaeus (western European hedgehog)
Lineage: Eukaryota; Metazoa; Chordata; Mammalia; Eulipotyphla; Erinaceidae
Gene: CGGBP1
Product: CGG triplet repeat binding protein 1
Exons: 3
Coding region: 472-975 (167 amino acids)
Biological process (GO): regulation of transcription by RNA polymerase II
Cellular component (GO): nucleus
Molecular function (GO): double-stranded DNA binding
Source: RefSeq, a predicted model, not a curated record